CCAGGAGCGCGCGUAACCAGCCAGGUUGCCGCGGGAUGGAGUAGGGAUGGUAGUCGAGUUUUGUUAGCUUUAACCUGGGCGCCCAACACCUGAUCACGGUUCUGAGUGCCAGAGCGCCCUGUAAAUGUUAGUUCUUUGCUUCCUCAUGCCGACACUUUAAGGCCUCCAUUCAAGAGGGUACCCAGCUCUCUGCUUAGAUGACUCAGGAGAAACGUGGGGCAUACCAAAGGAAAGCUGUGGUACCUAUAAGACUUUCUGGUGUGUGUUUAAAAGACUAAGCCCUCAAGAGAGCUUCCUGAGUUUAGAGAAGGAGAGAAGAGAUAAUCCGGAUGAUCUAGAACCUUCUACAAAUGGAGUUACUACUAUAACUGACAAAAUACCAACGUCACCCAACUCUUCUUCAUUGCUGGAGCCUGGCGAAAGCGCUGGUUUGUCCUCCGGCGGGGCCGCAUGAGUGGCAACCCCGACGUCUUGGAGUACUACAGGAACAAGCACUCCAGCAAGCCUAUCCGCGUGAUAGACCUCAGUGAGUGUGCAGUGUGGAAGCAUGCGGGCCCAGGCUUCGUUCGGAAAGAAUUUCAGAAUAAUUUUGUGUUCAUUGUCAAGACCACUUCACGUACAUUCUAUCUGGUGGCCAAGACUGAGGAAGAGAUGCAGGUCUGGGUGCAUAGCAUCAGUCAGGUCUGCAACCUCUGCCGCUCGGAGGAUGGUGCAGCAGAUUCUGUGGAGAGCCUCUCUCACACGCCCUCCUCCCUCCAGCCUUCCCCUGCUAGCUCCCUUCAUACCGCCCAGGCUGCCAGGUCCUCCUUGCAAAGAGAUGACCCAAGUGCUAAUACCUCAGCCACUGAGGAAACCAGAAGUGAGUCAGAUUUUCUCUUCCUUCCUGAUUAUCUGGUUCUGUCCAACUGUGAGACUGGAAGACUACACCAUACCAGUCUACCCACGAGAUGUGAUAGCUGGUCAAAUUCAGACCGCUCAUUGGAACAGACUUCAUUUGAUGACGUUUUUGUUGACUGCCUGCAGUUGCUACCCUCCAGUAACUUGAUGUACUCCUCAUGCCAUGGGACUGGAUCUCAGGAGGUACCUUCCACAAAGUCUCAGGCUGCUCUGAUCAGGAGUAGAGAAUUCAAUGGGCCAUCCAAGGACCACUUGUCAUCUUCACCAUUGCUGGAAACUUCCUUAAAUUCCACCAUUCAGGUAGAUAAAAACCAAGGUUCCUUGCCCUGUGGGGUAAAAGAACUAGACAUUAUGUCCAAUACUCCACCUCCCCGCCCCCCUAAGCCAAGCCAUCUCUCUGAACGGUGCCAAGAGGAGCAGCUCCUGUGGAGUGGGCACAGCAGCAUCAAGAACCCAGAAUGCUCUAUGGUUCCAAGAAGAAUCUCUCUCUCUGGUUUAGAUAACGUGAGAACCUGGAAAGCUGAUGUAGAAGGCCAAUCCUUAAGACACCGAGACAAGAGGCUUAGUUUAAAUUUGCCAUGCAGGUUCUCUCCAAUGAGCCCCACAGCUUCAGCCAGUGCCGAAGACAGCUAUGUGCCCAUGGGCCCCCAUGCCACUGCCAUGAGCCUUGGAUCCCACAGUUGCCCUGAUGACUACAUCCCGAUGAGCUCAGGAAGCAUCUCGAGCCCACUUCCUGAGCUACCUGUAGACCUGGAGCCUCCUCCAGUGAAUAGAGAUCUCAAGCCUCAAAGGAAACCACGGCCACCUCCACUGGACCUGAGAAACCUCUCCACCAUCCGGGAGCAUGCGUCUCUAACCAGGACCCUCACUGUGCCUUGCAAUCGAACCAGCUUUCUCUCUUCAGAAAGAAAUGGUAUUAAUGCUGCAAGAUUUUUUGCCAAUCCUAUUUCCAGAGAAGAGGAAGAAACCUAUAUCCAAAUGCAGGAGCACAGACAAGCCAGUUCCCUGAGCAGUGGUGCUUUGACUUGGACAAAGCAAUUCAGCCUGGAUUAUUUAGCUCUGGACUUUAACUCAACAUCACCAGCUCCUGUACAGAAGAAACUCUUUCUUUCCGAAGAGCAAAGAGUAGACUAUGUCCAAGUGGAUGAACAGAAGACACAAGCUCUCCAAAGCACCAAGCAGGAAUGGACUGAUGAGAGGCAAUCAAAAGUGUGAGGGAUGUGCAUUUGGGGGAGUUUGGGGCUGGAGAUGAGUUUUUGCACGAGACCCAAACUGGUGAUCGACACGGGUCAAAACCAAAAGAGAAUGGGUGAUUCCAGUGGUCUUGAUGAGAACCUUGAGGAAAGGGGACUUGUUUGUAUGCUUUAAUGGAGAACAGAUGGGAGCACUUUCCUCUCAGAGGGUGGUCUGUGGGUGUCCAGCCCUUCAGCCUGAACCUGUUGCAGCGGUUUCCUUCUCCAGCUACACUGUCCUUCACAGAUCCUUGGCCUUGACUCUGCAGUCCUACGAGUCAGAGAUUGAGAUUCCAUUCAUUCAGGAAGUGUAGAAACAAUAAAAACAAGCCUUAAGAGAACAUUUUUCCUAGAGUCUUGUUAAAAGCGCUCCAAUGGAGUAAUUGGAGAGAAGAUUGGAGCCAGUAUUGGUACCAACAGAAUGACAUCAUUUUGCUCCAAUAACUGGCAUUCUGACCCCUCUCCUGUGUUUACAUUUGGAAUCCUGAAUUACCCUAGCUAGUGGGGCCCCUGAGGCCAUCUUGUCCCAGCCCCUGAAGGCACAGCGAUGGUCACACUGGUGGCAAAACUUGUACUCCUUAGUCCAAAGACUCCAGCAGACAAAGAGAAUUCAAGGUAACGGCAGUGAGUCCCAGGCUCUGUGCUAAGCAUAUCAAAUGACCCUGGUGGCUCUAAGAAUUCCGUGGUUGAACAGGUACCUGGAGCACAGUAUUCCAUUGCUGUUAGCCCCUUCCCAAUGUGCUUUCUCAGGCAUCAUCUCAGCUGCCCCUAUGAAGCGUACCUCCCUGUGAGCUGGCUAACACCGGCAGAAUAAUUUUUGCCACCUUGGGGAGUGAUAUAAAUCAUCCCUGGCUAUCCCAUUAUGGACCCUGGCUUUUGUGUGAUAAUAAGAAAUGAUCAGAAAAAGAAUGAGUUUCUUUCUCAGCUUUUCUUACACAUUUUCACUUCUGCUUUAGAGAUUACUAGGUCCUGAGAGUACAAACCCUCCUGCUUUGUAAUGAUGCCACCAUGUGAUCCCUUCCUUUACAAGGACCUGUGGUCAUGGGCCCCAAAAUGACAGUCUCAGUUGAGCACAAGGUUUGACUUACUGGCCCUUCUACAUCCUUCUGAGUACCUAAAGCCAGAAGACAUACCUGAACAACUCUGAUUAAGCAGAGACUUGUCUGCCAUUCCCUUUGACAAGAGUGGAUCAAAUAGGUGGGCAGGACUAUGAUUAUCAGGGUAGUGGGGCAGUUGUAGGCUUUGCUGCAAGGUUUUACGGUUUCUAACUGCCCCAAAGGGGAGUAAAUAGCAAAGUAAUUCUGAUUUUCAAAGUAGCAGGCUGUGAAGACACCAUUCUCCUCCUCAGGCAAAGAACGGACGACUUGCGAAGUACACUAAAUGAGUUCGGAGUCCUUAGUGAACCUGGACAGAGUACCAAGAGGGGUCCCUGCCCUGUGAUCAGCUUCACAUGCAGAUGCGUGGGCGGGCCCAGGUCACCUGCAAAGAGUCACGGAGUCUCAGGCAAGAACUUGGGCCUCUAGACUGCCAAUUCAAAUAACUCAUAGCUCCCCCUUGUUCGGGGCACAUGUGCAUAGGUUACCUGGCUGAGGCUGGUGUAGAAGAGUUGUAUGCCUGAGGAUCAAGAAUCAUACCAGACUGAAGAUAGAUCAGAAAAGAAAA
Loxodonta africana (African savanna elephant) is the source of this 3791-nucleotide messenger RNA. It is a transcript of the gene GAB3, whose product is annotated as GRB2 associated binding protein 3. The record is from RefSeq and is a predicted model, not a curated record. Gene Ontology annotation, biological process: signal transduction. Gene Ontology annotation, cellular component: cytoplasm. Bases 451 to 2112 code for a protein of 553 amino acids. Gene Ontology annotation, molecular function: signaling adaptor activity. Lineage: Eukaryota; Metazoa; Chordata; Mammalia; Proboscidea; Elephantidae. The transcript has 12 exons.